AUGUCUUCUUCUUCCUCGUACAUUCCAUCCUGGUCUUCUGCAACUCAAAGGAGACAACUUGAACCUUCAGACAACCCGAGUCCGGAUGUUUCCGGGCCCCAACAAUCCCUCAUUGAACAGGCUCCGACUCCCAAGCCCCUCUUUCAGUUGAUCGCCUUAGGGCUCAUCGUCUUCCUCGGACUCCUUCAGUUUCUCCCCGCAACCCAUUUUCGAGACCCCUCGGAUCCUUUCAGAAACUGGGUUCCGUUCAGCUCCGUUGAUUCUAGAAUUAAUUCGAGGAAUUUCAGUGAUGGUGUGUCUGGAAUCAAUGGGCAAAAGGAUGGAAUUGUGCACAUUGUGUCGUGGAUGGAGUGUUUGGACCUUCGAAUGCUUGCAGUUCUUGCUAACUCAACUCUGUCAGGCUCAAGGUAUCCAAACCUGCUUCACUUUCACUUCUUUAUCCCAAAAGGGAAUGAAGACAAAGUGUCCUUUUUUAAGUUGAAAGUGUUGUUCCCACAUUCAAACCUUGAGAUUCAUGGGCAGGAAGAAGUGAAAGAAGCGGUUCGGACUGCUAUGUCUGGGGUAAAACAUCCUAUAUUCAAGUAUGAAGAAAUAGUGCCUUUCAUUAUACCUAGAGUUCACCGCUUCUUGGGUAAAUUCAUAUACAUCUCACCAAAUGUAAUUGUGAAGGGGAAAGUUGAAGAACUAACUGGUGUUGACUUGAGCAAUUAUGCUAUUGCAGCUGCCGAGGACUGCUCAAGCUUAGAAACUUAUGUUAAUUCAGACGUACUCGACGCUAUCCAGAGAUCAGCAUCAAAGCCUUGGGUAUCUGAGACACCUUAUGCAAAGAUUUCUUGUAUGCCAGACUUGAGCUUGAUUUUGAUUGAUUCGAGGAGAUUGGAAAAAGAUUUUCUGGAGGCUUUCCUGUGGUGGAAUAAAGUUCUAAAUUGGAGUGAAAGGAUCAGCGGAAGAAAUCCUGCCAUUUCACUGGCACUCUACAACAGAUACCUCAAGCUUUCUAGUUCUUGGUUGGUCAGAGACUCGACGUCAUUGGUAUUCAACGAAAGUUUUCUUACUGGUUACGAUGGGCCUAAGACUGUUUGCUCUGAAUCUGGUGAUAGUGCCACUUCAGAACCAGCUCAUGGCAAUCUCUGGACAGAGCACCUUCCCUCAACAUCGGAUCGAAUCGUGGGCAGCUAGAACUUUACCAGUUGCAGAAAUGGGAGGUGGGAUGAAAUUUUAAAUAAAUUGAAUCAUUUAUCCGUCAAUGCUGAAAGUUCAUCUAAGCAAGAAUGCUGUAGUGUUAGUACUGUUUAUUUAAAUGAUGUACAUGAGUAACCGUAUUUUACUAGUGCCAGUUUCUGCUGGUUUCUCCGUGUAUAAAUUUUUUCGUAACAAUUUCCGCAUGGAUAAUAUGUUUGGUUAUCGUCAUUCCAUGAUCCUGGUACAAUAUCGUAUAAAGUACUUUUAUCAGUAACUGUUCAUCCUUGUUCAACAAUUCGUACAAAACUUGUA
Molecule: messenger RNA, 1494 nt
Organism: Pistacia vera
Lineage: Eukaryota; Viridiplantae; Streptophyta; Magnoliopsida; Sapindales; Anacardiaceae
Exons: 6
Coding region: 1-1179 (392 amino acids)
Cellular component (GO): Golgi apparatus
Source: RefSeq, a predicted model, not a curated record